AUGAGUGAAGGGGCGGCCGCUGCCUCGCCACCUGGAGCCGCUUCGGCAGCCGCCGCCUCGGCCGAGGAGGGCACCGCGGCGGCUGUGGCUGCGGCGGCGGCGGCGGCGGCGGCGGCGGGCGGGGGCCCGGACGGCGGCGGCGAAGGGGCGGCCGAGCCCCCCCGGGAGUUACGCUGUAGCGACUGCAUCGUGUGGAACCGGCAGCAGACGUGGCUGUGCGUGGUGCCUCUGUUCAUCGGCUUCAUCGGCCUGGGGCUCAGCCUCAUGCUGCUCAAAUGGAUCGUGGUGGGCUCCGUCAAGGAAUACGUGCCCACCGACCUGGUGGACUCCAAGGGGAUGGGCCAGGACCCCUUCUUUCUCUCCAAGCCCAGCUCCUUCCCCAAGGCCAUGGAGACCACCACCACGACCACUUCCACCACGUCUCCAGCCACCUCCGCCGGCAGCGCCGCCUCUUCCAGGACGCCCAACCGGAUUAGCACCCGGCUGACCACCAUCACGCGGGCGCCCACUCGCUUCCCCGGGCAGCGGGUGCCCAUCCGGGCCAGCCCGCGUUCCACCACGGCACGGAACACUGCGGCCCCCUCGACGGUCUUGUCCACGACAGCCCCUUUCUUCGGUGGCAGCACUCCGGGCUCCCGACCCCCGGUGCCAGGAACCCCCAGUACCCCGGCCAUGCCCUCCUGGCCCACUGCGGCAUACGCUACCUCCUCCUACCUUCAUGAUUCGACUCCCUCCUGGACCCUGUCUCCCUUUCAGGAUGCUGCCUCCUCCUCUUCCUCCUCCUCGUCUUCCUCCUCUACCACCACCACGCCAGAAACUAGCACCAGCUCCAAAUUUCAUACGACGACAUAUUCCACGGAGCGGUCUGAGCACUUCAAACCCUGCCGAGACAAGGACCUUGCCUACUGUCUCAAUGAUGGCGAGUGCUUUGUGAUUGAAACCUUGACUGGGUCCCAUAAACACUGUCGGUGCAAAGAAGGCUACCAAGGAGUCCGUUGUGAUCAAUUUCUGCCGAAAACUGAUUCCAUCUUAUCGGAUCCAACAGACCACUUGGGGAUUGAAUUCAUGGAGAGUGAAGAAGUUUAUCAGAGGCAGGUGCUGUCAAUUUCCUGUAUCAUCUUUGGAAUUGUCAUCGUGGGCAUGUUCUGUGCAGCAUUCUACUUCAAAAGCAAGAAACAAGCUAAACAAAUUCAAGAGCAACUCAAAGAGCCACAUAACGGUAAAAACUACAGUCUCAAAGCAUCCAGCACAAUGGCAAAGUCAGAGAACUUGGUGAAGAAUCAUGUCCAGCUGCAAAAUUAUGCAAAGGCGGAAAGGCAUCCCGUGACUGCAUUGGAGAAAAUGAUGGAGUCAAGUUUUGCCGGCCCCCAGUCAUUCCCAGAGGUCCCUUCUCCCAACAGAGGAAGCCAAUCUGUCAAACACCACAGGACUCUCUCCUCUUGCUGCAGCCCAGGGCAAAGGAGUGGUAUGCUCCAUAGGAACGCCUUCAGAAGGACACCCCCCUCACCCCGAAGUAGGUUGGGCGGAAUCGUGGGACCAGCAUAUCAGCAACUCGAGGAAUCAAGGGUCCCAGACCAGGAUACGAUACCUUGCCAAGGGUAUUCAUCCAGUGGUUUAACAACCCAACAAAAUGCAUCAAUAAAUAUGCAACUGCCUUCGAGAGAGACAAACUCCUAUUUUAAUAGCUUGGAUCAAACGGACCUGAUGGGAUAUUCAUCCCCAAGGGCCAGUUCCGUGCCCAUCAUCCCCUCAGUGGGUCUAGAGGAAACCUGCAUGCAAAUGCCAGGGAUUUCUGAAGUCAAAAGCAUCAAAUGGUGCAAAAACUCCUACUCUGCUGAUAUUGUCAAUGUGAGUAUUCCAGUCAGCGAUUGUCUUAUAGCAGAACAGCAAGAAGUGAAAAUAUUGCUAGAAACUGUCCAGGAGCAGAUCCGAAUUCUGACUGGUGCCAGGCGGUCAGAAGACUACGAACUGGCCAGCGUGGAAACCGAGGACAGUGCGAGUGAAAACACAGCCUUUCUCCCCCUGAGUUCCACAGCCAAAUCAGAACGAGAGGCCCAAUUUGUCUUAAAAAAUGAAAUACAAAGAGACCCUGCGUUGACCAAGUGACCUGAGAUGUAAGAAUCUGUGCGUUCUAUGCUUUGCUCAACAGGAAAGAGAGGAGAUUAAAUACAAAUUAUUUAUAUGCAUUAAUUUAAGAGCAUCUACUUAGAAGAAACCAAAUAGUCUAUCACCCUCAUAGUGUUUUUUAACAAAAUAUUUUUUUAAAGGGAAAGAAACGUUUCAGGAGGGAUAAAGCUUACCACUAAAGCUUUUGGGUAGAAUUUUGAAUACAAUUUCAUUUAGUCCCAACACUGUCCUCUUUGGCUCUUAGUAGAUGUGGGCAAUUCAGACUCUCCGCCCCACAGUGCCAGUGACCUCAUAAAAAAGUGCUGGCAGUUACCC
Molecule: messenger RNA, 2442 nt
Organism: Aethalodelphis obliquidens (Pacific white-sided dolphin)
Lineage: Eukaryota; Metazoa; Chordata; Mammalia; Artiodactyla; Delphinidae
Gene: NRG3
Product: neuregulin 3
Exons: 9
Coding region: 1-2106 (701 amino acids)
Biological process (GO): animal organ development; nervous system development; intracellular signal transduction
Molecular function (GO): chemorepellent activity
Source: RefSeq, a predicted model, not a curated record